Messenger RNA from Pseudo-nitzschia multistriata, 1479 nucleotides. NCBI's taxonomy places the organism in Eukaryota, Bacillariophyta, Bacillariophyceae, Bacillariales, Bacillariaceae. The record is from the annotation of a GenBank genome assembly.
GUCGCUGCUCACAUCCCAAUCCGGUGGAUGGUUAUGCAUGUACAAGUAAAGUACCGUGCCACGGUAUGAUCUCGCAUGAUGUCCGGAGGUACAUGCACGGGAUGCAAUUGCUAUUUUGAUCAUCUUCAUGGUUGCUUUCAAUCCAUUUUCUAAAUCCUUAAUUUGUCUUUCAUAAAGGAGAGAACUAACAAUCAUGGGGACAACACCGUGCGAUGAAGAUUGGUUUAUUUCCAACGACGAAACGAAAAAUACAUCCUAUUCCUUUCCCGCGCUGGAGAGCAUUGGCUUUGCACAAACUGUAGACAAAGCGGGAAAGCAGCUGCCUCUAGUCCUCGAAUUAAUACCAUUGCCGCUAUUGUCGGAGAACAAUGAACAAAUGCCGGUGGGUGCGAGGGGAUGGUACGCGUCGGCGGUCCUGAGCGCCAUGAUGAUGGUCGCCUGUAGCAGGAACAGCAACGGCGGCAGGGAGGGAGAAUCAGGGGAAGGGGUCCUCCCAAACGACGGAAGCGAUUCACGGGACAGCAGCGGAUCCAGGGGAAUUGACUUGAUGAGGGAAGAUCUGAAACGGGCUUUUACACAUAGCAAUCUCAAGGUAGCAAAAACGGGUAGAAACGAUGAUAAUAUCUUUUUGGAACUAGGCAGUGGCACCAUAGGCCUCUCUGGCAUGGCAAUGGCAUGGAUCCUAGCCCAGCUUCAGCAAAAAACUUCCUUGCUGCAAGAGGAUAUAUCCUGUUCGAACAACAAGGUCGUUUUGACGGAUUAUGAUGAAAUGUGUUUGAAGCAACUCGAACGAAACGCUGAAGGAACCCGCCAAGCACUUUCCAGAUACUUCUCAGAAUCCGAAUUCAGUAAUGAAUGCGGGGACGGCAAGGAGAACCACAAUGCGAGCGCAAACAAAAACACGAGCGCAAAUGGAAACAAUAGAAUUGCACCGGACAUCGACGUCGCGCAUCUGGACUGGAACGAAUACGACCAAGAUCAAUCUCCGGUGCUCUGGGACAAGGACAACUCCAGCAGCGGCGACGGUGCCGACGAAAGCAACCAGCGCGGUAUUGUUUCCUUUGCUUGCGGCGCUGCACUGGUCUACACGGAAGCAACAUCCAGCUGUGCCAACCAGGUGGCGAAACUCCUGAGGCUCCACCCGCAAUGCGUCGUUUGGGUCGUCCAGUGGCCGCGGGGUGGCUGGUUCAGCGUCUUUCAGCAGGAACUCACGUCGAAGCGGAACGAGCGCGACGGACUCCAAAUCCGCGUAGAGAAAUUCGGCCCCGAGUCGUCCCCAGAGCUCUUCUCGGACGAAAUACAGGGAUUGGCGUCGACGCUGAUGCCAGAAUCGAUGCAGCAAGAAGGCCGCAUGGACAUUAAGUAUUUGCGCGCCGUUCGCAUCACGAACCACAAGGACACGGUGCUUCUGAGCGAAAACACAAAAAUUGGUGGAUGAUAGAAUGACUGCAGCACCGAAUGGCCGCGAUGACUAACACU